CAACUACCAAACAGCCAGGUGGGCUGUUGGUGGGAUGACAAGCGCGUGAGGAAUAAAGAAGACAAAGGACUAUAAAUGGCGAGCUGUUAAGUCAGCACUCAGUGAAGCAGAUCGUGGGACAAUUAUUUCCCAAGCACAUAUUGAGUUAGAAUGCGAUGCAAGCGUACAAUCCCUCCAGACUUUUAGAUGCGAUAUGGUCUCAAUCAUCGCCAGACGACUGUUCCCUCAUCUACCUUAUCUGGUUUAGUCCCUCUGGGUGCGCGCGCCGAGCGCGUUGGUCAUGUGACCCAUGUCAACUGCUGUCAGCCCCGGUGGGCCACUCCAGCCUAUCACCGCCAUGUCUCCAAGAGCUCCCAUUAUCAUGAAACCGAUACAUGGUCUCCAGCUCAUCAUGAAGACUGCUGGAGCCUGGGGGUGAAUUGAUUUGACCCUAUCCGCCUCCGAUAAUUUCAGAAUGGAAGCCUUUACCUUUGCCGUCUCCACCCAGGUAGACUUUCCCAUCCACGUUAAGGUUGGCUCUCUAGAAGGAAAGCAGAAGGAAAUCCCAUUUUCAGUCCUUCUCAAACGGCCGGAUCUUCGUCAUCUUGGGUCCGCGCAAAACCCUCACUCCGAUCUCUUCGUCACCGUGCAAUUAUGGUCCGAAUCUAAACCACUGGGGGUACCUUUACAAACCCCAUACAAGGCAUUCAAAUCCUCUCGAUCAUGGAACGAAUGGUUGCAGAUGCCUGUCUCGAUUAAGGAUGCCCCUCUCAGGAGUCAACUAGCCAUCACAGUUUGGGACUUGUCUCCGUUCGGCGGGGAGGGGGCCCAUGGCCAUUACGUACCAUUUGGCGGAACCACAAUCUCACUCUUUGACACGGACGGAAAGUUGAGAAUGGGCAGGCAAAAGUGUAAGCUGUACCGCAAUCGAGCUGCGGAUGGGUUCUCUUCAACCACCACUCCAUCGACCCCGUUACCCAAGCGUCGGAAAGCAAGUGCCCGCGAUCCGCUGGCUCCGUCGUCGGAAGAGCUAGAGUUGGAAAGGGUUGAGGUUCUAAUCAAAAAGCACGAGAUGGGAGAAUUGCCACGCAUCGAUUGGAUGGAUCAGAUGGUCUUCCGACAGUUAGAGAAACUGAAGCUCAAUGCUGAAGAGGCUGGGAGGAAACGAGCCAUUCGCAUGAAGGCAAUAAAAAACAGAAGCUCUGAUGGCCGGAUGGAAGAUGGGGAGAAUUCUGAUGAAGACACGGUAGAGGAUGAGGACUUCACCCUCUAUGUUGAAUUUCCUCGGUUUGAUCAUCCUGUCGUCUGGGCUGACCACGAGUACCCAGCGCCGCCAAUAACGUCAUCUUCUCAGAAUCCUCCCAUGAAUACCAACGCUCCGCUCAAGCCCCUUCCAGAAGUCCGCUUCGGCCCCGGCAUUGAAGGUGCUGACGGUAGUGGUGUUAUAAGGAUAUACGACCCCGAAGUCGGACAAACAGGCAACCCAUGCGAGGACAAGCACAGACGACUGAUUCGGAGCACCCGCACGGGCAUAAUGGAUCGUGAUCUGAAGCCGAACCCUAAAAUUCGCGAUGAACUCAAUGUGAUCCUGUCAUAUGAACCCACGCAAGAUCUAACAGCAGAGGAGAAGGAUCUGGUAUGGCGCUUUCGGUAUUAUCUGACGCGCGAAAAGCGGGCACUUACCAAGUUUGUCAAAUCGGUCAAUUGGCGUGAUGUCGGCGAAGCGCACCAGGCGGUUGAGAUUCUGCCCAAAUGGACGGAGAUCGAUGUGGAUGACGCACUCGAGUUAUUAGGUCCGACAUUCGACAACCCGGCGGUUCGUUCAUAUGCAGUGGAGAGACUCCGCAAAGCUGACGACGAGGAAUUGCUGCUCUACCUUUUGCAACUUGUACAGGCCCUGAAAUACGAAGAAAACCCUGAAGGCUCCGCUGAGAAUGCUGCCCAUGAUUCUUCGCUCGCUAAUUUCCUCGUUGCGCGCGCCGCCAACAACUUCAAGUUAGGCAGCUAUCUACACUGGUACUUGAUGGUCGAAUGCGACGAUACAGGACCAGGUACAUUGUCCGCGCAACGCAGACUAUUCGCGAGGGUGGAGUAUUAUUUCAUGACAGAAUUGGAGAAAGUACAACCAGAGCAUCGCAAGACGCUGCUGCGACAAGGCGAGCUAGUCGUCAUACUCACAAAGAUAGCGAAAGACGUCCGGUUUUCCCGCGAGAACCGUGUUGUCAAAAUCGAGAAACUCAAAAAAUACCUCAAAGAUCCUAAGCACGAAUUGCUACAGAUUGAUCCUCCCUUACCACUUCCCCUCGACCCUGAGGUCAUGGUCACAGGGUGUUACCCCGACGGUGCCAACGUCUUCAAAUCGUCUCUCUCGCCACUUCAGAUCGUCUUCAAAACGGCCGACGGCCGCAAAUACCCCAUUCUAUUUAAGGUCGGCGAUGACCUACGGCAGGACCAACUGGUCAUCCAGAUCAUCAUCCUCAUGGACCGUCUCCUCCAAAAAGAAAAUCUCGAUCUCAAACUCACCCCCUACCGCAUUCUUGCCACCAACGCCACAGCUGGCGCCGUGCAGUUCAUUCCCUCAGCCUCCCUAUCCGCCAUUUCCGCCAAAUACAAAUCCGUGCUCGCUUACUUGAAAGACAAUAACCCGGACGACAAUGAACCACUUGGUGUCCGCAAGGAAACCAUGGACACCUACAUCAAAUCCUGCGCCGGGUACUGCGUAAUCACCUACCUUCUCGGCGUUGGCGACCGCCAUCUGGAGAACCUGCUUCUUGCCCCGGAUGGACACUUUUUCCACGCGGACUUUGGCUUCAUCCUCGGCCGCGAUCCGAAGCCCUUUGCUCCGAUGAUGAAACUCUGCAAAGAGAUGGUCGAAGGCAUGGGCGGCACCACUUCCCCGCUGUACCUCCAAUUCAAGCAAUACUGCUUCACAGCUUACACCACGCUCCGCAAAUCUGCUAACCUCAUUCUUAACUUGUUCAGUCUGAUGGUUGAUGCCAACAUUCCAGACAUUCGGGUCGAACCUGAUAAGGCGGUUCUCAAAGUCAAGGAGCGUUUCCAUCUCGAGAUGACCGAGGAAGAAGCAAUUCGGCACUUCGAACAACUUAUUGGGGAUAGUGUUAACGCGCUCUUUGGGGUGGUGAUUGAUCGGCUACAUGAGUUUGUGCAAGGAUGGAGAGCCUGAAUCUAGCCCGCAAAUCAUUUCCCCCGUCUGUCUUAGGAUAUGUUUGAGUCGCUCUGU
Molecule: messenger RNA, 3220 nt
Organism: Aspergillus saccharolyticus JOP 1030-1
Lineage: Eukaryota; Fungi; Ascomycota; Eurotiomycetes; Eurotiales; Aspergillaceae
Product: phosphatidylinositol 3-kinase VPS34
Exons: 2
Coding region: 455-3163 (902 amino acids)
Biological process (GO): endocytosis; phosphatidylinositol-mediated signaling; phosphatidylinositol-3-phosphate biosynthetic process
Cellular component (GO): cytoplasm; phagophore assembly site; phosphatidylinositol 3-kinase complex, class III, type I
Molecular function (GO): 1-phosphatidylinositol-3-kinase activity
Source: RefSeq, a predicted model, not a curated record